Paecilomyces variotii is the source of this 1499-nucleotide messenger RNA. RefSeq lists its product as hypothetical. Bases 249 to 1199 code for a protein of 316 amino acids. Gene Ontology annotation, molecular function: oxidoreductase activity, acting on a sulfur group of donors, disulfide as acceptor. The transcript is spliced from 2 exons. Lineage: Eukaryota; Fungi; Ascomycota; Eurotiomycetes; Eurotiales; Thermoascaceae. The record is from RefSeq and is a predicted model, not a curated record.
GUCAGCUGUGUACUCUGGUUACGUAUAUUUAUUGUAGAGUGAUCGUGUAAUAAUAUAGUAGUCGUGCACGGGCGCAGUUUCAGCGAGACGUCAGCUCCCAAUACCGCCGCGAUCGUCCUCCACCCAUGUACAGUACCUCAUCGACGUAACCCAAGACCCGCUGUCUACAUCUUGUCGAUAAUAAUACUUUCCAGGUCAUGAGGGCUCGAAUCCUAGCAGAAAUUUGAACGUCAGGAUCGGAGGAAACCAUGGAGAAGUCUUCUGCUCCGCUUGAGCGGUCUCAGGAUGACUUGCUUCGCACAGCCGCCCUUUCAACGUCAGCCGGCUUCAGAACGCGACGCGAUCGUACUAUCUCCCGGAUAUUCCGUCGCGUCCUAACUGCCGUAUGCUUCGGCUUGGUGAUCUACAUCUUUCUGAGUCGCUUCAGCACCAGCCGUACUCAUACACACGCAUCUUCCCACAACGAGGAACUUCAAGCGGUCAGCGGAAAGCGUCCAAAUGGGGACCACGACACUGAAGAGGCGUUUCCGCUCUCGUCGGCCUCGUCGAAACGAGUGCCGUUGGAGGCUCACAUCAUGAGCAAAUGUCCAGAUGCCCAGGACUGUCUGCAGCAAUUGGUUGUUCCUGCAAUGGAACGGAUCAAUGACAAGGUCGACUUCAUUCUAUCAUUCAUUGCAAGUGUCUCCGAGAAGACUUCGGAAGUUGACUGCAAACAUGGACCCGCAGAAUGCAUUGGUAAUAUGCUCAUGCUCUGUGCCGCCAAUCUUCCCUUCCCUCCCAAGGACAACGCCGAAUCGUCACUUACUCUAGGACGCACGCCUACAAUCCGCUGGCUUGGGUUUUCGAACUGUCUUAUCAACUCGUAUGAAGAGAUUCCUGACCGUAAUCUUGUCGAGGAUUGCGCUCUCGAGCAUGGAAUCGAUUUCGAUGCUCUCAACCAUUGUGCAAGCCAGCAGGACGAUGAAGAUCCCAGUGACGAAUUCGGUGAUGCCCCCCUUAGCGGAAUCGCACUGCUGCGGGAAAGCGCGCAGAGAAGUGCGAAACUGGGAGUGACAACGAGCUGCACGGUACGCGUAGACAACUCAGUAUGGUGUAUACGAGAUGGCGGAGUAUGGAAGGACUGCGUGAAGGAUGGCAAAGCCAGAAAUGUCUCCGUACUGGUUGAUGAGGUGGAGAGACUCUACAAGGAAAGAAAUUAAGCCGUCGUGAGAGGAAGGUCUCUUCCGCAUGACGGAUGGACCCGUUCGCUAGUUAUGGCCCAAAGUAGUCGUCUUUGACAACAUGUGUACUAUCGGGGGAUCCUGCACGUUAUCGUUCUUUUUGGUCUAUUAUUCCAACGAACAAAAUGCCCAAUCCGUCGAGCAGACGGAUAUAACCUUGAUAUUACCUACUCGUUCGAUACCCCCGUUAUUCAGAAUAAUACCAUGCUCAAGUAUUCAUAGCAGAAAAUGCAGUACAUUAAUCUUCAUAUAGUGAACCAAAUAUACAUUCAUCACAUG